UCUUGCCUGUUACAAAAGCUAGUAAUUUAUUUUUAAAAAUCUUAUGCAACGUCAGCAGUUGUUUUUACAUUUACUCUUCCGUAGAUACAUUGCGAAAAGUGGUAACAGUGCGCAGUUUCUGUAAAGUCUUUUGCCAAAGGAUAUUUCAUUGAAAAGUUAGUGUUUACUCGACUGAUCCUAACCUGGUCAUAGGUAGAAAAACUGGGGAUUGGGUCCACCACUACUGGCUUAUGCAGGAGAAGUUCUUGCUGCUGACCACCACCCACCAGCACCUGUUGGAAUUGCAUGUCAGUGAACACUGGGUGAAGGAUUCCCCAAUGGCCAAGAUGAGCACGUGUAAGAUGUAUCUUGUGGUCCUUGCCUUGAUUGUCUACAGCAUCACUAUGGUUUUGAACGCUCUUGCAGGGAGAGGAUCAGAAUCAGGCCUCUUUCUUCAGUCCAUUGGAAAUGUAUCAAAGAAUUACAGCACUGAAAUCACCCCUGCAGGAUGGACCUUCUCUAUUUGGGGAGUCAUUUAUAUAUGGCAAGCUGUAUGGCUUGUCUAUGUAUGCAGUGGAUUAUGCCGAAGGAAUGCCCUUACAUGGAUGCCAUCUGUACUGUCCUGCCAAUUUUACAUUGUUUGGAUUAUAAACAAUCUUUUAAACAUAGGAUGGAUUUUCCUUUGGGAUAGAGAAUACAUUAUCCCUGCAUUAAUUUUCCUGGCUUUAAUUGCGUUCACCAGUUACGUGGUUUUAUACCUUUCCUAUCGUGCCCUACAUACUCAGCGACCCUGGAUGCAAAAGUACCAGAAGGUUGAUUUGUGGCUUGUCAGAAUACUGGUACAGAAUGGAUUGACAGUUUAUGCAACGUGGACAACCAUAGCAACACUGAUUAACUUCGCUGUUGUACUGACUUAUAGUGGAGGUAUUACAGUGGUAACGUCUGGUACAGUUUCUCUUUCCAUCCUGGCCUUUGAAGUAGUUUUAUGGUUCAAUUUAGAAAAUCUUUUGUUUGAUAAGUACGUGCGCUACACACUCACAGUCUAUCCAGUCAUCAUUGUGGCAUUGUCAGGAUCUUUAGACAAAAAUUACAAUUCUAUAUCUCCAACCAGAAACAACAUCUAUAUUGCUGUGCUGCUGGCUGCUGCCUGCGCAGCCUUUGCAGCACGCGUUGUCAUAGUUACUUGGAGACAUUUCAAACGCCCUCUCCAUCAGAAUGUAGAGAAUUGAGGUUUUUCUGGAAAAGUGAUACAAGCAAAACAGAAAAAGGUUCACUUCAAAACAUAAAGUCGUACCAGGAAACCCAAGCUGUAACUGCUGAAAGGCAAACGCGUUUUAAGGAAAAGUUCAGACAAUUAUGAAAUCAUUGUUUAUUAAAAUUCAAGUGUCCAAAGAUUUGUGCUACUCACCCUGCUAUCCAUUGCAAUGUUGUACUGAUAAUUCAUACUCAGCCAGGCUCCUCAUUUUAUCCAUUAUGGCUUGUCCCCACUUCUUCCAGUGAAAUAGUUUCAUCAAUAAAAAGGGAGAAACUUAGUUCUGGCAAUCAAAUAAAUUGAAGUUUGAGAACAUUUGUACAUUUGAGCCUGAAUUUUUCUCUAGGUGGUUGUUAAUACAUUGUUAUCAGCAACAAAUCUGUGUAUUUAUCUUGGCUGAAAAUUUAACCCAUUUGAUUGCAUCCAAACGAAUACCUGUAAAAUGAAAGCAGAAUACUGCAGAUGCUGGAAACCUGAAAUAAAAGCAGAAAAUGCUGGAAAUUCUCAGUGGGCCUGGCAGCAUCUGUGGAGAGUGAAAGAGUUUGCAUUUUAGAUCAGGGAUGUUAACUCUGUUUCUCUCACCAUAGGCGCUGCCAGACCUGCUCAGUAUUUCCAGCAUUUGCUGUUUUUAAUAUC
Carcharodon carcharias (great white shark) is the source of this 1867-nucleotide messenger RNA. RefSeq lists its product as uncharacterized. The record is from RefSeq and is a predicted model, not a curated record. Lineage: Eukaryota; Metazoa; Chordata; Chondrichthyes; Lamniformes; Lamnidae. Bases 231 to 1208 code for a protein of 325 amino acids. The transcript has 9 exons.